AGGCCGGUUUAGCGGCUUGUAACACCUGUUCAUAUUUGGCGCCGAGUGACGCGUCAAUAUUAUAAUUAGACAAAAUCUCGCGCGACCAUAGCUGCCAUGUGACACACUGUAAUGGCUGCGCCCAUGUUCUAGCGAAUUUUGAAUGAGUUUUUCCAAGUUUAUACUGAUAUUCUGACUGUAAUUAAACAUGAACCGAGGUGACGAAAUUUCGUCUAUUGAAAACAAUGGUUGCGAUUCAGAUGACGGGUUUUCCGAUGAUGAAAUGUGGGAUAAUAUGGACUUUGGUGCAUUUGAUUUAAUCGAGAUUGGCGAUCGUGAACGAAAUGUCAUUCAACAUGGCAAUUUAGAAGAAAAUGAUACCGAUGACGAGUUACAAGAUGACUUGCCACUGUUUUACCACGCGCCUGAGUUUACCUGGACACAUGAGCCAUAUUCGGUUACCUGCAGAUCAAUGUUUACUAAAAAAUCUGGGGCCCGUAAAAGUGUUUGACGUCAACACAAACGCCAUAGAGUACUUUUCGCUAUUUUAUUCCAAUAUAGUGUAUGGAAAAAUUGUGUAAUUUACCAACAUGAAUGCCAAAAAAAGCAUGAUACAGAUCCUGCUAACAACAAUGAUGUUUCUGUUGAUGAAAUGAAAGCUUAUUAUGGCUUGUUAAUUUUGCAAAAGCAUUGUAAAUAUAUUUCUAAAAUUAUAACUGGAAUGUUAAUUAAUUAAUUAUCCAACAAGAAAAACAUUUGUACUUGGGUUUUUUUUAAAUUACCAGUCCUACCUACUCAAAUAGUGAUAUCCGUAAACACCAGUUAGAGUGCACCUGCAGAUUUCUGGAUUUCAUCAAAACGGCCACAACUGAUUGGGGAUUCCUGAUGCUUCACAAUACCAAGUGCAGUGCCAAGAAUAUUGAAACGUGUGGUGUGAAACCAGAAACUAAACCAGCGUCCAGACUAGGUGUCCCCGUCUAUGCAUUGUUUGGUGGACAGGUCUUUGAUGUGACGUCUCGUGACUUGAAGGCUCAGUUGAUCAGUAUGGAUAAGCAACAGAGAAGAGUCAUCAAGGCUCUGGCAAGUCCACUUGUGAGACUCGAGUUCAAUGCCGCUCGAAAGACUGAGUUUGAGAAAAACAUCGCUGAUGCAGAAACUUUGUCUGCCAUGGUGUCGAAGCUAGAUACUGGUGAAUUGUUCAACAGUUCUCAGACCUAUGAAGUGAUUGAAGAGAAUAAGGCCUACACACCGUUGCAAAGAGAAAUAUUUUACUUCAUCAUCUUCCAUGCUGCGGUGAUGUGUCUCUUUAUAAUUCUUAUUAUAGGCAAGAACCAAAACAGUACAACCGUUUCAGAAACAAAUACCAGUGUGCGACCAGCAGGCAGUGGCGUGAGACCGACGAAACACGCCAGUACUUCGAAAGCAAACGUCAGUGCCAUGCCGUUGCAGGGAGAACCAAACAGUCCUCAGCUGUUUAAGCAGAUGGAGAAGUAUUCACACGAACCUGGUUAUGGUACCUUAGAACUAACUGGCCAUGGUACGAAAAAAUCGCAGAACAUCGGGCAGCUGCAAGGGCUGAGCAGGGAGCUGCAGAGUGAGAUGGACAGCGUGCUGAAUCACCACGGAAAGAGUCACAAGAAGAAAGGAAAGGAACCUAGCAACAGAGGUCAAAGUAAGGCGGACAUGUACUUCCAGGAAUGUGAACUUAUUGGUGUGGUGGAUGAUGUCGGCGACAAGGAGGAUGAGUCGGUGGAAACGAUCCACCAAGAAGCCGAUGGCCGUCCGCUGGAUACGAACCAGGACAGGUCUCUGCAGGAUCUGUACUUCCAGGCACCGGACAUCGACGUGCUGUAUGAAACUUCGUACCAGUACCUGCAGGAGGUCAACAAGGGACAUCAGGUGAACACAUUAGACAGGCUCAUCGAAGAUCUAAAGAGCACGUUUUCGCACGGUAAGAAACGAAACCGGUAUGUGGUAGUGCCCAGCUACAGGCUGCAUGAUUCAAAGUUGGACAAACACCCGCCAACAACACCUUCCGCUGAAGUGCCAGGUGAAAAAUCUGAAUAUGCAAUAAAAUCCGAUGAUGAACCUGAAAAAUUAGGUCGUGAUGAACAGCGAAGCAAAUGCUUGAAGAAAUCGAAAAAUGAGCACCUGAGUGAAAAGUCAGUAAAUCGUGGUUUCGUGCCAGAUAACGAGAUUGAGUACAAUGAGGAAUUGCACACGUACCAUCAGGAAAUGGAUCUCGGGCAACCUGAUCUUGAACUACAGACCCUCAAUUCUGAACCACAAAGUGAAUCGCUGAGUAAAACAUGCGUACACUGCAUGGGUAAAGAGAAGCACAGAGUGGGGGAGCGGAAGGCAAAUAGGUCUAGAUGCACACCGUCCGCCAGAUGGCAGGAUAAGACUGGCAAAGAGCCAAAGAGAUCUCUUCAAGAGUACGUGUCUGCACUGAGAGAUAGCGGCCCGAUAAAGUACACGUUCUUGAAUGACGAUGAUGACACUGACGUGGAGGACGCAGGGUCAGAUGGUGACGAUUGUCAGGAUAGGAACUACAUGCAAGAACCUGAUAAGAAAGCAGUAAAGUGUACAUUCCUACAUUAUCACAAUUGUGGUGCACAUCGAAAGAAAUCUGAAAACGUAUCACAGGAAUUGGGUGGCAAGCUGUCAAAAACGAAGUCAACGAAACACGGGCUGGUAUCCUGUCUCAGACAACAGGAUCGAAACUCGGACAGAUACCGGCAAGGGUCAGAUAUGCAACUUCUCGGUUCGAAAACAGACAAGUGUAGGCACGUGUCUGAUAAUGGGCAACAGUCUGAUACUGAAAAGCAAGACACAAAGUCAAACCAAUGUGUUCAAUACUCCGACACCCAAAUGCAGUGUGAGAAGUCUCAUAAACACCUUCGAAAGUCUAAUACUGAAGAUCAGCUACAGAAAUCGGAUACAAAUCUGCAGAAAUCUGCUACCAAACUGCAAGCUAGGAAAUCAGUCAACUCCCUGCAAAAAUCUGAUACUGAAGUACAAGCGAAACAAUUAGACAGGUACUCACAAGAGUCCGGCACUGAACUACAAGUCACGAAAUCAGACAGGUGCGGGGAUAAGUGUGAUACUGCACUGCAGGAUAAGCCGCCGGAAUCUCAUAGCAAUGUACUGUAUGACAACUCAGAACAACACUCCCAUAAACCGGGCGGCAGACCUCGCAGAAUGAAGAAAUACAAAUACAAGUUCAUACCGUGCUAUAAACCGCAUGUCGUGCACUCGAAUGAAUACCAACCGAGAUCUGAGAGUGUCCUGCAGGACACGGAAGCAGACGUGUAUCUGCAAGAAUCCUACCACAAACUGCAAGAGAGAAUAUCCGAGCCAGAGGAGCUAGAGGUCGCAACUGAACUGCAACAUAAGAAAGCAGAUGGAUUAUGUGAAGAAUCUGAUACCAUGCUGCAAGAUUGGAAACCAAAAACAUAUCUGCAAGAACUGGCUAGGAGAAACCGUAAGAAGAUAUCGUUAAAAUACGUUUACCAGGUAAAAUCGAAUACUGAACUGGAAUAUAAGGAAUUAGACAAGUUUCGUCAAGACUCUAAAACAGAACUGGUAACUAAGAUGUCCGACAGGUUUCUUCAAGAGUCUCAGAUGGAAUUGAUAACUCAGAAAUCAGACAAGUGUUCUAAGGAGUCUAAGAUGGACUUGGUAACUCAGAAAUCAGACAAGUGUUCUAAGGAGUCUAAGAUGGACUUGGUAACUCAGAAUUCAGACAAGUGUUCUAAGGAGUCUAAGAUGGACUUGGUAACUCAGAAUUCAGACAAGUGUUCUAAGGAGUCUAAGAUGGACUUGGUAACUCAGAAAUCAGACAAGUGUUCCAAGGAGUCUAAGAUGGACUUGGUAACUCAGAAUUCAGACAAGUGUUCCAAGGAGUCUGAGAUGGACUUGGUAACUCAGAAAUCAGACAGUUUUCUUCAAGAAUCUAAGACAGGACUGGUUUCUAACAUAUCAGACCAGUUUCUUCAAGAGUCUAGUACAGAACUGGUUUCUAACAUGUCAGACAAGUUUCUUCCAGAGUCUGAGACAGAACAGUUAACUACCAUAUCAGACCAGUUUCUUCCAGAGUCUGAGGUGGAAUUGAUAAGUCAGAAAUCGGAGAGCAUCUUUCCCGAUUCUGAUCCUGACUGGCAAGACAGGGAAUGGGAGAUUUGCUUGGAUGAGUCUGACAUUGAGUGGCAAGAUGACAAGUUGGACAAAGAGCUUCAGGGAUGUGAUUACACAGGGCAGGAGGAGAAGGCGGACAAAGAUCUUGAGGAACUCCAUAGCAUACAGCACAUGGAACAAACUGACAACACAUAUGAUGAAGCGAAACCUGGAACUUCAACCCAGGGUAUUGAGGAAAUGUAUUCAAAACGAAAAGUCUUGGCAAGGUAUUAUCGAAGAAAGAUGAUUUCUAAUAAUCUGCGCCGAGUUAUUGAUGUGAUGAAGAAACCGAAAAUGCCUCAUGACAUGUUUUAUGGGAACCAAGGAGAAUAGACUACACACUGUUCAGUUUGCAGAGGCAUUUGUAUCAAGUUUUGUUUAAUGUGUGUGGUGGCAUUACCCCAUCCAGCCCCACCCUCUAUCAUUGUUUGGUUUGUAAGCCCGUUUGUAUGUUGAUAAUGGUAAAAGAACACGUUACUGCUAGUUUACUUUCACUACAGGCCCCAGAAUUUAUUUUAACUUUCAAUGCCAGUGUUCGGAAUAAGCACUUGUCCGUUUGUCCCAACAAUUGAAAAUCUAUUCGGAUAAGCAAACCGUGCCGCGGUGGUUGUCCAGUGGACAAGUUAAAAUAUUCUGUGCAGUUUCAUUUUGAGCAAUCACAAACAUCAUUCUGGUACUUUAAUAAAACAAACCAUUUAUUUGGACAAGUGAAAAUAUUGGCAGACAAGUAGAUUUCUAGAUGUAUCUGCCCGGUGGACUAGUAAAACAUUCUGCUUAUUUCUAUCACUAAAUGCUUCAAGAUGAAUUUUGUAACAUUUUACACAAGUAUUUAUAUUGUUUUAUAAGUAUAGUAGUCAGAUGCAUAGGUAGGGGUGUUGGGUGGGAGUGUGGGUGUGGGGGGUGGGGGUGUUACGGACGAACUGUUCCGCUGAAACUAAAACAAUUUUUUUUACAGUGCAAUAUUAGGCUAAUCACAUACGGUAGAUAUUCAGGAACAAAUAUGGACAAAAAUAUCUGCUAGGUUUCCAUUUGAUAAGCACCCACGCCUACGUCCAUACCAAACUUUGUCCCUAGUGGUGAAGUUCAAGUAUGGAAAAGGUAUGGCCUUGUACAGAACUCCCUGCUGUACUGUAAUUUCCUUCAUGUUUCCUGCUGAACUAGAUAACCUGCAACUAGCCAGAGUACUCUUUCGCUCGAGAGCCAGGCAGACAUUUGUACCGUUAAGAUCGCUACCGUACAAAUGUCGUCUAGGUCUCGAAAGACCUAGUACUCGGGCUAACUUGCAACUUGUGUGCUACAUGUAUUCAAAAGUAUAACGGGAAAAAAAAACUUCUGCAUUUAAACUGAUUACACUUUUAAGUCUUCAAAAUGUAACUCAAUUACGCAAUUCUUGGAAGAUAUUUGAUCCAAUCUACUAAACAUAGAGAACUUGCUAAUUAAUUCUAAACUGUGUCCAUCCAGAAAUUGUAAUUUCACUUUUGUAGUUGUUCCUAAUCUAUUACUACAUCUUUUACUAGUUAGUUUAGACGCAAUAACAUUUCACAUGUAUAUUUACAUGUUUCUCUGACGACGCUGUUUUUUCGUAAUUAUGUAAAUGUAUUAUGUAAAAUUAUGUUUAUGCCUAUAGGCAAUUGUUUUGGCAAAUAAAUGAAUUGAAUUGAAAAUAAAAUGGCUGUCGUGGAUAGUCUGCAGACUAAGUCUAUCUGCGAGGAAGAUCAUCAGUCACGUGACCAACGUGAACGCUGGGCCCAUACCGGUACCACGUAAGCUGAUUGCUAAUGGCAGGGGCCGUUCAAAUAUUACAUAACGCUAUUUUUGUCAAAUAUAGACACACCCCCCCCCCCCCCCCCCCCCGUAACGCUAGACCCCUAAAA
Gigantopelta aegis is the source of this 6029-nucleotide messenger RNA. RefSeq lists its product as uncharacterized. The coding region runs from base 865 to 4488 and encodes 1207 amino acids. The transcript is spliced from 8 exons. NCBI's taxonomy places the organism in Eukaryota, Metazoa, Mollusca, Gastropoda, Neomphalida, Peltospiridae. The record is from RefSeq and is a predicted model, not a curated record.